AUGGCAGCGAACGAUUAUUAUUCCGGUUACGGUGCUGGCGACCAUAACGAUCGCAACAAUACUUACGGCGACAACAACAUUCGGCCUGCUGCUGCUGCGUCGUCCACCGGCGGCUACAUUCCAUCGCCGUCGCCGCUUUCCUACACUCACAGCCCUUACUCCCCCUCGCCGUCUCCUCUCCAGCGACCGCCCAACGCCGACCGCCCUACCCACACCUCUCCCUUCGAUACCGUCUUCGACGACCAUGCAUAUCCAAUGAACAACAACUCCAGCAGCAAUUUCGGCAGUUACAAUAACAGCAACAUGAACCUUCCUCAGCAGCAAGAUACAGCCUACUACGGCCCCGGUCGGGGCUCUCCUGAGACGGGUCAUCAGGUCAGCGAGAACAUUCCCCUACAAAACAGGCCUCACAAAGACAUUGAAUUCGGAAACGAUCACGUCUACGAUGUCCCCGAUUCUGGCCGCCCAACCCCGACACAGAAGAAGAGAAAGGGAAAUAUUCGCCUCGGACAGCUAGGCAUGUUUGGCGCCGAUCGCAAGAGGAUCCCAUGGGUUGUCUACAUUUUCACCUUGGCUCAGGUUGGCGUCUUUAUUGGCGAGAUUGCGCGAAAUGGUAUCCUCACUGGAACUCCCAUCAUGAUCAAGCCAUCUUUCAACCCCAUGAUUGGCCCCUCGCCCUGGGUUCUUAUCAACAUGGGCGCCCGAUAUUCGCCUUGUAUGCACAACAUUGAUGCCAUUCAAGGCUCCGACAUCCCGAUCCAAUGGCCUUGCCCUAACUCGACAGCAACCACGGGCACAUGCUCACUUUCCGACCUUUGCGGCUUUGGCGGCGUCCCAGAGCCCAACUACAAUGGCGACAAAAACCAGUCCCCCCAGCCAAACCAAUGGUUCCGCUUCAUCACGCCCAUUUUCAUGCACGCGGGUCUGAUUCAUAUCGGGUUCAACAUGCUACUCCAGAUGACCAUUGGCAAGGAAAUGGAGAAGGCCAUUGGCUCGUUGCGCUUUAUACUCGUCUACAUGAGCUCUGGUAUCUUUGGUGCGGUGAUGGGUGGGAAUUACGCUGCCGAGGGUCUCCCCUCCACCGGAGCAUCUGGUGCGCUUUUUGGUGUGAUUGCUCUGGUUCUCCUUGACUUGCUAUACUCUUGGCAGGAACGCCGGAAUCCCGUCAAGGACCUGUUGUUUAUCCUCCUCGAUAUUAUCAUUUCAUUUGUGCUCGGAUUACUGCCUGGUCUCGACAACUUUGCCCAUAUCGGCGGUUUCGUCAUGGGCCUGGGCUUGGGUAUCUGUGUGCUCCAUUCCCCGAACGCUUUGCGACGACGACUUGGCCAAGAUACCUCGUACAGCGCAGUUCGCGACGGCGCCGUCCAGGGACCUUCGUUCCUGAAGAGCCCAGCCGCCUUCUUCAAAGGCCGAAAGCCUCUGUGGUGGGUGUGGUGGAUGGUCCGCGCAGCCUGUUUGCUCAGUGUCACUAUUGGCUUCAUCGUCUUGCUCAACAACUUCUACGUCUACCGAUCCUCGUGCAGUUGGUGCAAGUACCUCAGUUGCUUGCCCGUGAGCAACUGGUGCGAGCUUGGCGAUAUCCAGGUCACAAGGGAGGAGGACGGCACCACACCCGCGAAGCGAGCCAUCGUUGACGUCUUUGGGCGAUCGGCGCUAAGUAUGAUGGGCUAUUAA
This is a messenger RNA of Scedosporium apiospermum, 1674 nucleotides long. Its product is annotated as putative rhomboid protein. Gene Ontology annotation, biological process: proteolysis. The coding region runs from base 1 to 1674 and encodes 557 amino acids. Gene Ontology annotation, cellular component: membrane. NCBI's taxonomy places the organism in Eukaryota, Fungi, Ascomycota, Sordariomycetes, Microascales, Microascaceae. Gene Ontology annotation, molecular function: serine-type endopeptidase activity. The record is from RefSeq and is a predicted model, not a curated record. The transcript has 3 exons.